CCGGAGGAGCGAGUGCGACUUGCUAGGAAAAUGCUCCCCUGCCCCUCCCCCCCUCCCGGCCUUGAGUUCUAGAAUCUCUUAUCUCCUGGCUACGGGACUGCGGAAUCCUCGCAAACAAGGGUUUUAUAGCAACGGGUAGCGACGCCGCCCAGGGGGAUGGAAUCCACUCGUACCAGGAACAAGGAGAAAAAGGGCAGCCAGCUGUCCCAAGCUACAACAUUCUUGGGUGGAGGUUCGAAGGCUUCAUUAUCCCAUUCUGAGGAAUUUCUGACCCAGAUCAGUGCAGAACUCACUGACGAGGCCUUGUUUAUUGCUGGUUUCUACAAGAACCCUGUGCCGACCAAGGAAAAGCAGACGCAAGACAAAGGAACUCAGAUGUCCAAACACGUGAUCUUCACCAAGACUCGAGGCACUGACACCUGCUCUGAUAGAAACCAUGCCUGCACCAAGGCAUACCUCCUGCCCUCCCCUCAUGACAAGGGAGCUCUGCCUAGCAGCUUGACAUCUGGAGGAUGACCCCAACGCGCUCUAGUGCUGCUCUUGCCCUUUCGUGCCCUCCCCCGUUCUGUCCCUCUAGAACAAGCCUCAAAGCUCCUCUUUCACAACUCAUUAAUCACCUCAAUUUGUGUGUGUGUGUUGGGGUGGGGAACUCCUGGUCAUGAGCAGCAUCCUCCCUGAAGCCUCCAAAAUGUUCUGGAAACAUCAGACCCCUUUCUAUUCGAAGCUGGAAAGGACAUCACCAGAAAUCCAAGACUUUAAUAAAGAGGCAGAGAUCCUUCCCUUCUUCCAAC
Phyllostomus discolor (pale spear-nosed bat) is the source of this 791-nucleotide messenger RNA. RefSeq names its product putative protein T-ENOL. Bases 157 to 516 code for a protein of 119 amino acids. The transcript has 6 exons. The record is from RefSeq and is a predicted model, not a curated record. NCBI's taxonomy places the organism in Eukaryota, Metazoa, Chordata, Mammalia, Chiroptera, Phyllostomidae.